Molecule: messenger RNA, 405 nt
Organism: Macrosiphum euphorbiae (potato aphid)
Lineage: Eukaryota; Metazoa; Arthropoda; Insecta; Hemiptera; Aphididae
Source: the annotation of a GenBank genome assembly
AUGGUAGAGGUGGACUUUCAGUGGUCGUCGGCGGGUAGCGGUCGACCACGGGGCGCUGGGCCACGUGUGUUGGCGAUCAGCGGCGUGCGGAAAUGUUGUUUGAUGGCGGGCUUAAGUAAUUCGAUCUGGCCUCGAAUUACAGCCGGUCCUCGUCAAGCAGUUGCUUUGCACGUCGUCGGCGAUGGUGGUUUAGACUGUUGGUGUUUGAACUGCCGGUCGAGCUGGUCAGUGGCGAACGGCAAUGCGGCGGUAACGGUGGGCUUGGGUAAUUCGAUUCGGAAGCGAAUUACGGCUGGCUCACGAUUGGCUGCUCGUCGUCGUCUGGUGGAGGGUUUCGUCGGGUGGUCAGCUCUUCGUUUCUUCAAAGUGUUGUGGUUACUGGAUAGAAGGUUGAAUGAUGACUGA